Molecule: messenger RNA, 5025 nt
Organism: Verticillium alfalfae VaMs.102
Lineage: Eukaryota; Fungi; Ascomycota; Sordariomycetes; Glomerellales; Plectosphaerellaceae
Product: peroxisomal-coenzyme A synthetase
Exons: 2
Coding region: 1-5025 (1674 amino acids)
Biological process (GO): fatty acid metabolic process
Molecular function (GO): medium-chain fatty acid-CoA ligase activity; phosphopantetheine binding
Source: RefSeq, a predicted model, not a curated record
AUGCGCCAGACGCAGUCCAGGGAGCUUGCGGGCAGGCUGCGACAGCUGUACAGCUCAGCCCCUGAUGCCGUCGUGACUUCUUCCGUCUUUCGCAACCUGGCCCAGGAGGCCAGCCAGGGCUCGCUGGAUCGUGCCACUCUUCUCGCCUCCAUCCCCGCCCCUCUCACGCCCUCUGAUCGACCCCUUCAACUCUUCCAUCGCAUUCUCCUCGACCUUCCCGGCCCUUGGUCCACUUUUGACCUCAUUCAGUGCCAUGCUCGCCUCAUCAAGUUCAUGCCCGAGUCGGCCAAGGCGACUAGUGCUGGCGACUCCACUGGCCUGAUCAAAGAAGUUGAGGAUCUGAUCAAGCAAUCCUAUCAGUCUUUCGCGCAGUUUCUUGGACACGGUUCCAAGCCGGCUCUGCGCUCGACAAAAGCCAAGGACUUCAUAACACACUCCGGCCUUCAUAGCUUCGUUGAUAGCUUUGCUGUGCCUGUGAAGAUUCAGAAUGGCAGGAGUAAGCCCGUUGUCGCUAUUGCUCUUCCCAACGGCCCGUUGCUGGCGGCGGUCUGCAUUGCGACGACGACUUACUAUACCGCGUCCCCCAUCAACCCGGCAGCUGGGCCAGUGCAGUUCCAGGCAGAUGUUCUCCAGGCUGGCGCUGGAUGCAUUCUCACAACACCCGAUGAUUACGACAGGCUGCAGCUCAGCGACGACUGGGUCAGCGAGCAUGGCAUCGAAAUCGCCUUUGUCGAAUCAAAUGGCGAUGACAUUCGGCUGCAAGAUAUCAAGGGCCGGCCCCUGAAGAUCAAACAGCCCAAGCCAAAUCAUCCUGACGACAUCAGUCUCAUCCUCUUCACCAGUGGUACAUCUGGCACCAAGAAGGUGGUCCCGCUCACUGUCCACUCCAUUGUCGCCGGCAUUGUCUUCGUCAUGGACUCGUGGGGAUUGACCUCUGACGAUGUCUGCCUGAACAUGAUGCCCUUGUACCAUGUAGGCGGACUGGUCCGCAAUAUCUUCGCUCCCAUGUUCUCUGGAGGCUCCACUGUCUGCUGCGCUGCGUUUGACCCGAGCCUCUUUUGGGACGUCGUCGAAGACAUCAAUCCUACCUGGUAUUACGCCUCGCCUUCUAUGCACUCCGUCAUCCUGGCGGAAGCCCCUUCAAGACCCAAGGCGCUCAAGAACAACAAGAUUCGACUGGCCUGCAACGCCGCUGGCGGCCUUCUGCCCUCCCUCGCAGUUCAACUUCGAGACACGUUUGAUUGCAUUGUUCUCCCGAGUUAUGGAAUGACUGAGUGCAUGCCGAUCUCGACCCCACUAUUGGAUUACAAGCUGGACCGCCCUGGCACAUCGGGCCUGUCCACUGGGCCCGAGAUGACCGUGCUGGAUUGGUCCGAUGAAAAGGUCCGUCCUGGUGCCGUUGGUCGCGUUUGCGUCCGUGGCGAGCCGGUCUUCCACGGCUACCUCAAGUCCGAUGGAUCUCUCGACAAGUCCCCAUUCAACAAAAAUGGCUGGUUCGAUACCGGUGAUCUUGGUUACCUCGACGCCGAUGGCUACCUUUACAUUACUGGUCGCAGCAAAGAGGUCAUCAACCGUGGAGGAGAGCUCAUUUCUCCCUUUGAAGUUGAGAAUGCCAUCAUGGCUGCUGCCGGGGCUGUCGAUUCACCCAUAUCAGGUCGUGUUACACAGGCUCUUGCCUUCUCCCUCACCCACGACGUCUUGCAGGAGGUUGUUGCCAUCGCGUUGGUAACGCCUCAAGAUAAGCAUCGAAUUGACCUCAAGACACUUCAUGAGGCACUCCGCUCCUCGCUUCAGCAGGUCAAGUGGCCCGUCCUGAUCACGUACAUGGACGAUCUACCUAAGAAAAACAACAAAGUCCUUCGCAUCAAGCUUGGAGAGCGUCUCAACAUCCCGGAGAUUACAGAUGACGCUCCCUACCUAGCUAGGCAUUGGACUGGUGUCUGCCCUCCCCCCGACACUGACCUCAAGGUCCCGAUCGCUUCCGCUCCGUGUGAGGUCGAUUGCGGCGCUGUCAUGGGGGUCAUCCGAUCUGCUCUUCCCAAAGACUUCCAGUCCCAUGUUCGUGUUCACGAAGGAAAUACUGAGGCUUUCCUCGCUCCCAAGGCAACAGCGAAGCAUGUUGAACCGCUUGAUCCUGAUUGGGCUGGCCACAUGAAGCGUUUUAUCUCACUGUCUGUUCAUAACUAUAUGGUUCCGAACAAGGUGCAUCUGCUUGCAGAACCUUUGCCACGAGACCCCAAUGGCGAUGUGGACGAGGAGGCACUGCAGGACAUUCUUGACAAGCUCGAGGAAGAAUCAAUGGGUAAGCUGGGCGGUUCAACUGAAGGUCGUGUUCUUCAAGCCUUCGCCUCGAUUCUCGCUUGCAGUGCUACCGAUAUUGAGCCCACCGCCGACUUCUUCGACCUUGGCGGUGACUCCCUGAGAGCUGGCAAGCUCAUGUCGGCGCUUAGGAACGACUUCAACGUCAGCCUGCCCAUCAGCUUGAUCUUCAGCCAGGGUACACCUAAAGCCCUAUCUGCACACAUUGAUGACCUGCUGAAGUCGGCACCCAGCGCGGACCAGAUGGAGAGCAACACAGAAGGCUGCGUGAAAACCAACAGCUCGACAAAUCCGUUCCUCAUGUUGCUCCAGUUGUUUCCCUUGGUGGUUUUGUAUCCCAUGCGCCGCGCCUUCCAGUGGACUAUCUUUAUCCUCGCCCUCAGUUACACUCAGGGCUGGGUAACCAACAUGUCGGUUCCCGGUCGUCUUCUCAACCUCACUGUCUCCAUCAUGUUCGCCCAGGUCGCCGUUCGGGCCGUCGCACCCUUCAUCGGUAUUGCCGCCAAGUGGGUCAUCAUCGGUCGUUACCGUGAAGGCCUCUACCCCAUGUGGGGUCUCUACCACACCCGUUGGUGGAUUGUACAGAAGACUGUGUCCAUCUGCGGAAAGGGUUUCUUCAACAUGAACGAGUCUACCAAGCGUCUGUAUCUUCGCAUGAUGGGCGCUCGUAUCGGUAAGGGCGUAAAGGUCAACGGCACAUCUCUCGGCGAAUGGGACCUUCUGGACAUUCGCGAUGGUGCCACGCUUGGAAAGUGCACCUGUCGCCCGUUCGCCGCCGAGGGUAAUACGUCAAUGUACCUGGGUCGCAUCGUCAUUGGGGAAAACGUCUCUGUCGGCGUCGCCUCAAUCAUCGCCCCGGGCUCUUACGUGCCCGCUGACACUUGCAUUGGUCUCAACUCUUCCAGCUGGGAGCAGCAGGAUGCUGACGAGUCGUACCGCGACCUGACGGCUAGCCGCGCUCCCAAGCCUCACUGGGCCAUGUCGAUCUUCUUCACCAUGCCCAUCAUGCUCAUCGCCUGGUUCUUGGCACUGACUCCUUGGCUUGGCGGUCUGGUCGGCAUGGUGCUCAAUCAGCCAAUGGACAACAACUCGCCUUUACGUGAUAUCCUCAACUGGUUUACCCAGCCCGAGCGUGUCGGCUAUCACUACCUGGCACUUGUCCUGCGCACUAUGUUCAGCCCCUACAUUCUCUUCGGCUUUACGAUUUUCAUCAAGACCGUUCUCGAUGCCUGCUUCGGCAAGAUGGGACCCAACCCUGUGGAGGGCCGUGGCAACGUCACUACAUGGAGGGGAGCUCUCAUGAACAGUCUCAUGCCUGGAUCCCGUCUUCACGACCUUACUGCCAUGUUCGGUCAGCAUUACGAGGCCACUUCAGUAGCAGUCCGUAUGCUUGGUGGCAAGAUUGGCAAGCGUGUCUACUGGCCCGGUACCGGCCCCGGCAUCGGCGACUAUCACCUGCUCGAUAUUGGUGACGAUGUCGUGUUCGGCUCUCGUUCGCGUCUCAUCACUUCCGACGGCAAUGGAUCUGAGAAGAUUGUCAUUCGUGACCGUGCCAUGAUUGCUGAUCGCGUCACCUUGCUCCCUGGUGUUGAAGUUGGCCACAAGACUGUUAUGGGCUCCGGUGCUUUGACCCGUCGCGGUGGCCGCUACGCUGAUGGUGGUACCUACGUUGGUUCCAAGGGAGGUGACGCCGUCUGCCUCUCCUCCGGUUCCGACAUGUCGGAGAAGAAGGAGAAGCGCCAAAGCCAAAUCCACCGCGUUGCGAGUGACGCUACUCUCAUUGAGACCCGGGAGGCGCCCUCAAAGAAGGCCCCGAACGUGUCCGACCAUCCUAUCAUGGCCAGGGAUUCUGACAGCGAGCACACAAUCGUCAACCAAGAUGAGGCUUCCCCUUUCGGCCGCGCCUUCUACUUCAAGCUUGCUCCCUACAGAGUCAUGGGCCCCUUUGCCAUCUUCUGCUACUCGACUUUCAUCACCGUCUUCACGGCUUUCUUCUGGAACGUGCCCAGCAUCACCGCCAUCCAGCUUGUCGAUCGCAUCACGCGUGAAUUCGUCCCUUCGUACGGCACAGCAAAGGAUGCUCUCAUUCUGUACGGCAUGGUGACGAUUGCUAUCUCGAUCCUGACCACUCUGCACGCCAUUUUCGCUCUUGGCAUUGUCAUUACCGCCAAGUGGAUGCUCCUCGGCCGCCGCACGCCCGGGAACUAUGAUUGGGACAAGUCGCCCUACUGCCAGCGCUGGCAACUCUUCCUGAACAUUGAGAAGAUUCGCCGCAACUGCUACCGUGGCCACGGCAUUCUCGGACUUCUCACCGGCACCGAGUGGAUCGUCCUCUACUUCCGCGCCCUGGGAGCCACUAUUGGCAAGGACUGCUGCUUGUUCGCCAACGGUAACCCCAGUCUCAUGUUCACCGAGCCGGACCUGAUCACACUUGGCGAUCGUGUAACUGUCGACGAUGCUAGUGUCGUGGCCCACAUCAACACGAGGGGCAAGUUCGACCUCAACAGGCUGCAAAUUGAUGACAGUUGCCUCCUCGAACAUACCCUCAUCAUGGGAGGUGACGUUGUCGAGGAGGGAUGCACGAUGCAAGGGUGGCCUGCGGAGCGCUACUAUGGAAAGCGCAUCAACCAGGGUACUGGUCAACCAGAUGGGGAGACGAGCGAUUCGGAUGGCCUUCGCAGCGACGCUGAGACCAUCACUGGAUGA